AUGCAGGUGAGACAGAAAAACCCCUUGCCAGUGGGAAAUGCAAUAUGUUUUAUAUUGAGCCACGCGGCGAGAGGCCCGAAGGAAUUUCUAUGUGCAGUGUGGAUCCACAUUUUUCGAGUUUCCCUCUUUCUUGGGCCUCAUUUCCUCUACCAUCUUUUGCCGGUUCUUAUUCCUAUUAAGCUUGACUACCCUUCAGCCUCUGAUUCAUUACGGAGCCUGGAACAAGGGAAGGAUCCACUGGGCGGGUCAGCACUUUUCGCUGUGAUUGGAUUCUCGUCGCUCAUAUUCCCGAAGAGACACCGAAGCCCUAAGGAAUUUAUUGCUCCUUGAGCCUGUGUCUUGGCCUCUGCCACUAAAAGCUUAGUAUGUAUCCCCUGGCUUAUGCGCCAUGUUUGGCUGGACGGACGUUCUCCGUGCUCCAUACGUUCCCUACCCACCAUCGUACGAGAAGAACUGUCGGAGUAUACCACCCAAGAAGGAAUGAAGAGAGACCUGUGGACGAAGUUGCAAAUUUGUGAUCGGAAACAAUAUAUGUCCGAUCGCUUUUCUGAGACUAGUUUCCCAACAACCCGGGACUUCUGCAAGGGGUCGCCGCAGUACCGGAUUUUGGAUAAAAAGCUAACACGGUUCCUGCCUCGUUGAUUACUUUCCUGAAACGGGUGCGAUCUUCACGGCUGUUUUGAUUUAUCCACCGGUGUUUUCCCACCGUGCAUGAUCUCAUCGUGUGGCAAGAUGGCGCCUUCAACUUUGAAAACCUCGCUCGUGUCACUGACUGUCCAUCUGCUGGGCGUUUCAGCUGGAA
This is a messenger RNA of Aspergillus caelatus, 802 nucleotides long. RefSeq lists its product as uncharacterized. NCBI's taxonomy places the organism in Eukaryota, Fungi, Ascomycota, Eurotiomycetes, Eurotiales, Aspergillaceae. The record is from RefSeq and is a predicted model, not a curated record. The transcript has a single exon. The coding region runs from base 1 to 330 and encodes 109 amino acids.